UCAAAUUGUCAUUCUAUGUUCUGCUGACUCGACCAACUCGAUUCCGAAUCAUACCACACCAUUUGAGCCUAGAUAUCAGAUCUAGCCCAUCUGCACCAGCACCGAGCCCAAAUUGCAGCUCACCUCUCCACAACAAAUCCAUCGCCACGCUGGUCACACUCGUAGCCCUGAGAGCGAUCGCGCACAGGUCUGCGCUGCGAUCCACUGCUCUCCCGUUCGCCGAAACGCGUGCUUGCUCUACGCUCCUCACUCGCCCAGCCUUGCCCGCCUGCGCGAUCAAACCGAGCAGAUCUGAGCUCAGCAUGUCCGCCUCGACAUCUGGUCCUGCUCCGAGCAUCGCAGCCUCUCCCAAAUUCCCAGGGGUGCCGUUGCUGUCUCAGUUGCCGGAACUGCCAAGCUUGGAAGGUGCAGACCCUCUGCGUAACCCCAUCGAUGCUUUCAGAUUGGCCAUCGCUCAUCAACUCGCCGGCAUACUCAACCUCGACCUGCAAAAAGUCUAUGAUGGGGUGCAGGUCCACACAAAAGGAGCGGACUUUAUCGCGACGCUUCCUAGAUUUCGACUGCCUGGUAAACCCAUGGAAUGGGCAGAAAAGGUGGAAAAGGAGUUCAAACCGGACGCAUACAUCGAGACCGCAAAAGCUCAAAAGGGCGGCUUCGUCUGGUUCACAGCCGUGACCAACACCCUGUCCCAGUUGACGUUGUCUACCAUCAAUGCGCUGUCUCGAGGUGAAUACGCGGGCAGCAAAGAAGGCGGGUCUUAUGGAACCAAUGUUAGCGGAGUCGGCAAAGACUUGAUCGUAGAGUUUUCAUCGCCCAACAUUGCCAAGCCUUUCCACGCUGGACACCUCCGAUCCACCAUCAUUGGCGCUUUCUUGGCCAACUUGUACGAGGCUAAUGGCUGGUAUGUGGAGCGAUGGAACUAUCUUGGUGAUUGGGGCAAGCAAUUCGGCCUUCUGGCUGUUGCCUGGGGCAUGUACGGCGAUGAGGCUGCUUUGAAGGAAGAUGCAGUCAAACAUCUGUACGACAUCUACGUUCGGAUUAACAGAGAAGCGGAAGAACAUCCCGAAUACCACGACCAAGCUAGAGCCUUCUUCAAGAAGAUGGAAGACGAUGAUCCCGCUGCGUUGGCGCUUUGGCAAAAGUUCCGCGACCUGAGUAUUGCAAAAUACAAGGAUACCUACGCCCGGCUCAAUGUCCACUUUGACGUGUACUCUGGCGAGAGUCAAGUCACCAAGCAAAGUAUCUCUGAGGCUUUGACACACAUCAAGACUAGCGACUACAUCGAAAAAGCGGACAACGGAGCCUAUCUGAUUGACUUGAACCAGUACAAGCUGGACAAGACAGUCAUUGAGCGUCAAGAUGGCACACCCCUCUACAUUACGAGAGAUAUCGGAGAAGCCAAACAGCGCUGGGAUACCUGGAACCAAAAGCGCGGAAAGGGCUUCGACAAGAUGAUCUACGUCAUCGCUACUCAACAAAACCUGCACUUGGCGCAGUUCUUCAAGGUUCUGGAGCUGAUGGGUUACGACUGGGCUCAGCCUGAGCAACAGCGUUUGCUUCACAUCAACUUUGGCCUGGUCAAGGGCAUGUCCACGCGGAAAGGUACUGCCGUGUUCCUCGAUCACAUCCUGGAUGAAGCGGGUGAGAACAUGCACAAUGUGAUGAAGAGCAAUGAGGACAAGUACAAACUUGUCGCGGAGCCCGAAAAGACUGCAGAUGUUUUGGGAAUGACGGCUGUCAAAAUUCAAGACAUGACGGGCAAGCGUAUCAACGACUACAACUUUGAUUGGAACAGAAUGCUAAGCUUUGAGGGUGAUACGGGGCCUUACUUGCAGUACAAUCACACGCGACUUUGCUCAGUGGAGCGCAAAGUGCAGGAGACGGAUGGAUUGGUCUUAUCGGAUCCUUUGGACCCCAGCACUCUUCGAUUGGAUUUGCUGUCAGAGCCAAAGGCUAGAGAUCUGGUUAUGCUUCUCGCGCAAUGGCCCGAGGUGGUCCGUAGAGCCCUCGACGACCUUCAACCCAGCACGAUUGUGCAGUACUGCUUCAAGCUCUGCCAUUCCAUCUCUAGCGCUUGGGAAGUGCUCCUUGUCAAGGGGCAAGAGAGGGACUUGGCCCUCGCUAGACUGUUUGCUUACCGAUGUGCGCGUGAUGUACUCAGCGCUGCUAUGCGUUUGCUUACCUUGCAACCUCUGCAGCGCAUGUAAACAGACUCGUGACAAUUCUUGUAAAGCAGUCGCACGAUUCAACAAUGUGUUGUGUGU
Messenger RNA from Ceraceosorus guamensis, 2264 nucleotides. Its product is annotated as arginyl-tRNA synthetase. NCBI's taxonomy places the organism in Eukaryota, Fungi, Basidiomycota, Exobasidiomycetes, Ceraceosorales, Ceraceosoraceae. The record is from RefSeq and is a predicted model, not a curated record. The transcript has 4 exons. The coding region runs from base 303 to 2207 and encodes 634 amino acids. Gene Ontology annotation, molecular function: ATP binding; arginine-tRNA ligase activity. Gene Ontology annotation, cellular component: cytoplasm; mitochondrion. Gene Ontology annotation, biological process: mitochondrial translation; arginyl-tRNA aminoacylation.